Messenger RNA from Misgurnus anguillicaudatus (oriental weatherfish), 5041 nucleotides. The record is from RefSeq and is a predicted model, not a curated record. Lineage: Eukaryota; Metazoa; Chordata; Actinopteri; Cypriniformes; Cobitidae.
GGUAGGAGGAGAGGAACUGCGUGCGGACAAAACAAGAAACGCCGAGAAAGUGGGAUGAUCACAUCCAUAUGGUGGAGCUUGUGCUUUUAACUUCCUGAACAGAGAGAGAGGGAGACACAGAUGAGAGAGAGAGCUGGGAAACCAACAAGGGUAAAACAACUGGAAGCUUUGCAGACAUAUCCUGAUAAUCUAAGGAUCUGAAAGAAACAACAAGGAAGGCACUGUAGAGGCAACUUCAAAACACAUGAACAUUGUUGAGUCACAAUGUGUGUGUGAUCGUGUAUGGAAUGUGCUGUGUUUUUAUGAAGAUCACAACUGGGAGGGAUUAAAGGAAAGAGGGGAAAUACAGAGACGGAUCUAAGAAAGUGCUCAGGUUCAUGCAGAAGUGAUGGUGUGAGGUCACCAAGAAGAUUUCUCUUAGGUUUGUAUGUUCAUCAUUUCUCCUUUCUCUCUAUAUCAUCUGGAGCUGUGAAGCACUUCCUACUAUUUGGUAAGGGGACGCGCAGUUCAUAUUUACAUCUGCUUGAGGACUCUCAUAGGAUAUGAACGUGCCAUGAAGUUUUUUUUAGUCAGAAUCAUCUCUGUUUAUUGGAUCUAGGCUUUGUUUGUACACUAGGGCUUGUUGGUGGACUCUUGGCUGAAGUAGCUGUUCCUUUGUGGAGUUUGCAGACAUCAGCUGAACUUCUCUGAGGGGUGUUGCCUUUCCCUUAUAAGGCGAAAGCAACCGAGUGGAAGUAUUUUGAAUUUGUGGUGGUGCUGCUCCAUCGCCUUCUCGCGUCUGCUCAGUCUGGAACUGGCACUUUUUGCAUUCUUGGUUCCUCUUACUGGAAAUGUCAGCACAUAGGAUGUUCAUUGGUCAAAAAUAUGGGUGCAAAUAGCACCUCUGUCCUGGUGAAUCACAGCCCUUUGGUAUCAGCUGUCUUGGCCAGAAGGAGGUGUCAGUGGCUAACCCGACAUAAGCAUCAUGAGGAGACCUGCAUUUGAAACAAAGUUUUUCAACACAGGUGAGCGUAUUAGAUGUUGCUGGGUGCUUUAACGCAUCUGGAUCUGACUUCGCUGGUUUACCCUCAAAGAAGAUUGGAUGGAAUCUGAUAGCAUCACACUUAGGAGAGGGCAUGUCAUUGUGGACCUCCAAUCUGGGUCAACAACAUGACAUCAUAUUUGAGUGUGUCCCUCCUGACACAUCAUCUACUAUAACUUUGAACAACCAACCAGACACAGAGUUUUGAAGGUAAACUUCAGGGCAAUCUUCUAGGAUACUCAUUCUGUGCCCUGACUUCACCAUGACAUCCACAUCGUGGUAUCAUCGAGACAUCAGCCGGGUGCAAGCCGAAGAGCUGCUGGCUCGUGCUGGGAAAGAUGGCAGCUUCUUGGUGAGGGACAGCGAAUCGGUGCCUGGAGCCUACGCCUUGUGUCUCUUGUUUCAGAGACAUGUUCACACAUACAGAAUCCUGCCUGAUGCAGACGGCCUACUGGCUGUUCAGGCCCCACAGGGCGUCCAGGUGAACUGUUUUCGUACUCUUGGUGACUUAGUUGCUGGGUAUCAACACCCUCACAAAGGUCUGGUGUCCUCUUUGCUUUACCCUGUUAUGCGGGAGACAGAGCCCAACGACGAGAGCUCAGAUGGUGAUGAUGAAAAGUCGGGUUUAACGCUUGCUACUCCUCCACCACCGGCAAUGUCCCCUGCUACGGGCCAACCUCCAGCCUCCAAUUCAGCAGUCCCUCAUUUACUGCUCCAGAGGCUUCAGGAGCUCAGCUUAACUAGUGUAGGUUGUGAGAUCAUUCCUUUACUGGACGAGUAUCUGCAUGGUAAUGUGUGCAUGGAUCUGGAGAAUGUUAAGAGGGGAGCGUCAGGACUGCAGCACUUUCAGUCCAUCCUCAGCUGCAUGUGUGACAACCUGCACAGUGAGAUCGACCAGACACUGUCCAGUUUGGAGACUUUGGCUAAAGUUUUUGAUCAUCCCAGCAGCCACCUCACCUUCUCCAUAAAGCAGAAUACAGGAAAGAGUCCUGAAGAAAACAUGGAUAAUCUACUUCACAAGCUCACCACCCUUUGUAACCUGUUGUCAUCCCUGGAGAAGAGGGUUCUCAAAGCUUUGCAAGAGGCUGUAACAAAUCACAACUUAUCUUUGCAACCAGCCACUCCUCCAGAGGCCGUCACAGUUACAAAAAAACAAGACAGACCGAAUCCUGUGCACAGCUUUCAGGUGAAGGUGGUCAGGUAUGGCAGGCAAACAGUGUCAGUAGACAUUGAUGCAGGAGUACUGCUGUUUGACAAGAAAUCUGUCUCAUCUGGAGUGGAGACUGUCAGUCAUGACAGGAUUGUGCAGCUGGUAAAGUUUCAAAAAGGUCCUGCCAAGCUCAAGAUGGUUGUGGACAGUCAUCAAAACCCUCCAAGGGAACUGGUGUUUGAGAGCAUAAAGAAACGAGAAGCCUUCUGUCGCCUGCUGCAGCUUAUGAAGUCGACUCACUCCAAACAGUCUGAGCUUGACAUCAUCUCUGUGUUUGUUGGCACCUGGAACAUGGGGCACACCCCUCCACCUGGUUCACUGCAAUCCUGGUUUACUUGCUGUGGUCUGGGUAUCACCCAAGAUGAGUCCAUUGCCUCUCUGCCUCAUGAUAUCUAUGCCGUGGGCACUCAAGACAACCCGCAGGGUGAGAGAGAGUGGACUGAGCAUAUCAGAGCCUCACUCCGGAGUGCAACCAACAUUGACUUUAAACAGGUGGCAGUGCAGUCCCUUUGGAAUCUGAAACUGGCUGUGCUUGUGAAGCCGGAGCGUGAAGGCCACAUCAGUCAAGUAAACACAGCUAUUGUAAAAACUGGCCUGGGAAACGCACUUGGAAACAAAGGAGCAGUAGGAAUUUCAUUUUUCUUUAAUGGCACCUCUAUGGGCUUUGUGAACUGCCAUCUGACUUCUGGUAGUGAUAAAGCAGUCAGGCGGAACCAUAACUUUCAGGACAUCCUCAAGCUCUUAUCUCUUGGAGACAAACAGCUCAGCACAUUUGACAUUAGUUUUCGUUUUAAUCAUCUCUUUUGGUGUGGAGACCUCAACUACCGCCUGGACCUGGACGUGCUGGACAUAUUGAAACAUGUUUCAAAACGAGAAUUCGAGGAGCUGAUGUGUGCAGACCAAUUGACCAGAGAGAGACAUAAACGAAAAGCCUUUUUUAACUUUAAGGAACAGAAAAUUUUGUUUCCCCCAACCUAUCGGUAUGAACGGGGUUCUAGAGACCUCUAUCUAUGGCAGAAAAAAUCAAGCGGGGUGCAAGUCAAUGGUCCUUCAUGGUGUGACAGAGUUUUAUGGAAGUCCUACCCAGAGUCUCACAUAAUCUGUACUUCUUAUGGUUGCACAGAUGACAUCUUCACCAGUGAUCAUUCACCUGUGUUUGCAACUUUUGAACUAGGAUUGAUAUCACAGUUCCCCAGAACAGAUUCAGCCUCAGAGAGAGCCAGCAUUGAGCUGGAGGCAGUUGAAGCCAUAGUGAAAACUUCAAGCAAGGCCAAGUUUUUUAUUGAGCUCCACUCACGCUGUCUCGAAGAGCCUCGCCGUUCUUUAGAGAAUGACUCGCAGCACUGUGAGGUGCCAGGGUUUCUUAAACUUGGCUGGUCUUCAAAACAGUUUCCCAAGCUUCAGCCAGUUUGCUCGGAUUUAGACUAUAUUCGGGAUCAGCACUUGCUCUUUUCUGUGAAGUCAUGUGAUGGCUUUGAAUCAUAUGGUGAAUGCUGUGUGGCACUUCGCUCAGUAGCAGGAAAAUCCUCAGGACUAUUCGAGACAUGCUUGACUCACAGAGGGGAAGAGAUGGGCUCAAUCAGAGGACGAAUGAGGGUCUUUGUACCACCAGAAUGCCGAAAGAUUCGGGAAAGGCUCUACGAAUGGCUCUGUGUUGAGAAGGAAGUGACGAAGGAUCAUUUGUUUUCUCCCUUCUGUGCAUUCUCCACCCAAACUCCAUCAGUCUCACACACCCCAGCACCAAACAGUUACACCAAUCCUGCCUACUUCAUGUUUGAGGGGAUGCCUGUGUUGCGGAGGAUUGAAGAGAUACAGUCGGCCAGCAACAAGUCCCAAGUAGUGUGUGCCAACGACACUGUGAUACAGCUCCCUAGAGUGACAGGAGGCCAAAGCCAUGGUAAAAGAUCUGCUCGGAGGUCAGACUUUACGGAAAUCGAAAUUCCUGGCUCCUUACCACCCCACAAACCGCUCUGCGAGGGUCUAAGUGAACUGGCAUUGCCUGUUUCCUCUUAUCAGCUUUUCCCAGGACCAGAUAUCCCUAAUAUAUCCCCAAACCAGAGACACGGCACAUUUUUAAAUCCAUCUUCACAGUUACAGUCCCAUAAAAACAACAUGGCACAGGAUUCGGUAUUACCAGUCAAAAAAAACACAAACUCCUACAUGAACCACUCCAUUUUUUCCCAGGACAUGCCACUGAAAGAGAAAGUCAGAAAGGAUUAUCACAGGCUGCACCAGGGCCAGCCCAUGCCAAUGCAAAAUGGACCAGAGCCCUAUGUGUCCACUAGGGUUCCCAUCUAUAAAUCUGUUGCAGCCUGGGUGGUUGAACAGCCAGCUGCAGGUGACAACUCACUAACAGCCCUACAAAUGGCUAAAUCACUAAGUGAGGUAGAUUUUCAGCCAGUAGACAGGCAGUACCAGUAUAAUCAAAUGUCACCUCCAGUAAGGCGUCAUGGGUUUGAUUAUGGUAUAGAUGGUGAAAGAAGCUAUGGUUGGGGGAAAGAGGUGUCAGUCUUGCAUGGAGCCCCAGAAACAGUGUGGGAGCUGCUCAGCACAUUGGGUCUUCAGCGAUACACUUUAGACCUCAGCCGCAAUGGCUGGGAUGAUCUCGAUUACUUCAGUGGAAUAACAGAGGAGGAGCUUUGUGCAGCAGGCGUAUCCAAUCCAUCUCACAGACGAAGAAUCUUGGAAAACCUGCCCAAAAUUUGGGACUGAAGACAGAGAACCAUGUAAACUAUCGAGUUAUAUUGUGACGUUUUUAUAAAUAACAAUUUCAGUAUUUGUCUAUCUAAUAAAUGUUUUUUUUUAACUUU